CCUCCAACCAACACGGAUACGGAAGCGGAAUGUGCGGGUUUAUAGCGUGUUGGUUGAUGUUUAGGGUCUAUUCAGACGUGCGAUUGAUAACUCAUAGGUGUACCUAAUUUUAAUUUCAUGUUGGUGAAACAUGUUCACCUAGCUAGUAUGCAAAACCCCGACAAUGUAUUAUACCAGAUCAACUCCUGUGGUCCUGACAGCGAUGGUGCAGCCCAGGGCGUACUGACGAAAGAAUCUUUGACACUAGUGGACUGUUGCAAAAUCCAAAGGGGGUGCAUUGAGGCUCUGCAUGCCCUUAACAUGGGGACUGCGAGGCCGGAAGACUGCCCCCAAACAGAAUCAACAAACAUCACUGUCAAACAGGUGGAAACUAUUGAACCAGUGCAUGAUGAAUUUAUCGUCAUAUUUCCACCUGUAGCUGUUGAUGUGGAGGUUGGAGACACAGCCACUUUUGGAGAACACCUAUCCAAUAUUUACAUGGGGGAUUAUGCCUCAGCGUCAAUUGACUUCAUACAAGAGAUUUCUGAAGAGGUUUCUGAAGCAACAAAGUUAAUAUCUGAUUUUGGAAAGUAUUCUGUUCAGUCAAAUGACUUGGAACCACAACAGGAAGAACAGACUGGAGAGGGCACUUACUCAGACGGAAAGAUUUCUUCUCAGGCACGGGGAAAUUGUGGACGAGGGAGAGGUUGUCCAAAUGAGCCUCCUGGCACUGGACGAGGAAGAGGUCGUCCAAAUGGGCCUCCCGGCCCUCAUCCGUGCAUGAACUGUCCAAUGACUUUCACUCAGUUGGCACACUUGAGGGCCCACGAGAGAACACACACUGGGGAGAGGCCUUAUGACUGCUCUGAGUGUGGGAAGCGGUUCACUCAGAUAGCUCACCUAAAAGUACACCAGAGAAUCCAUACCGGUGAGAAGCCGUACAGCUGCUCCACGUGUGGCAAAAGGUUUGCUCAAUUGGCAUCCUUGCAAGUUCACCAAAGGCGGCACACCGGAGAGAAACCUUUCCAGUGCAAUCAAUGUGACGCCAGUUUCUCUCAGUUAGCAAACUUACUAGCUCAUAAGGCAAAACAUAUUGGCGGAGUGCCUUACCCGUGCUCUGACUGUGGGAAGGUUUUCUCUACUGCAGGGAGUCUGAAGGUGCACCAGAGAGUACACACUGGUGACAAACCUUUCCAGUGUGGUGUCUGUUGUAAAUGUUUUACUCAAUUAGGAAACCUGAAAGCUCACAUAAAAAGACAUGAAAGAAAGGGGGAGACUUUGGCUCAGUCUGACUGAGAAAGGAGGAGUAGAAAUCCUGAAAAUACACCAGUAGAAAAUACUGGACAGAUACUUAAAAGCUUGUGUGGACAGAGGAAUGAAUUAGGACCCCUAAAUUAUGUCAAUACAAAACCAUAAGGGUUCCCUUUAAAUACUUGUGCAUCGCUUCUGCAUUUAUUUGUAGAUCAUUUUGGAUUGCAACUGUCACACAACUGAUUAAGCCAUCUUGUAUCAGCAAAUCGCUGCAUUAUCAAAUCUGCAUUCUCUGAAUGUAAUACAAAUAGAUUUUUAAAUAAAUUCCACUUCAAAUACCA
Messenger RNA from Salmo salar (Atlantic salmon), 1571 nucleotides. RefSeq lists its product as uncharacterized. Gene Ontology annotation, molecular function: DNA-binding transcription factor activity, RNA polymerase II-specific; RNA polymerase II cis-regulatory region sequence-specific DNA binding. NCBI's taxonomy places the organism in Eukaryota, Metazoa, Chordata, Actinopteri, Salmoniformes, Salmonidae. The record is from RefSeq and is a predicted model, not a curated record. Gene Ontology annotation, biological process: regulation of transcription by RNA polymerase II.